AUGAGUGAGGCAAGAUUAGAAGAAUUAAGAAUGAAAACAAUUUCUCAAAUUAACCGACCAUAUUACAUGGAAGGGAAUGUGACACUUUUUGAUAAAAAAUGGAAAAAACGAUAUUUAAUUUGGAAAGGAAUGGUAUUAUAUUUUUAUGAUAAAAAAGGAAGUAAAGACAUUACAAAAGAAGUAUAUGAAUUAAGUAAAGAUACAACAUGGAAUAUUGAAUUUGAUAAUAAAGAAAAGAAAAAUAUUAUUAAGUUAAAAGGGAAAAGUGAAGUAAUAAUAUUAGUAGAUGAAACAAUAACAUUACUUGAAAAUGGAUAUAAUCAAUUCAAACAAGAUAUUGAAACAGAAAGAAAACGAAUUGAAAUAGAACAAAGCAAAAUGAAAGAACCAAUUUUAUUAAAUUGGGAAGAAGUUGAAAAAAGAAUAAAUAUAAAAGAAGGGAAAUGGAAUAGUAAAGAAGUACAAACACUUUUAAAAGAACUUGGACAACUAACUACUGAAAAAUAUUUAUAUGAUAUUUUGUGUAAAAUUCUUAAUGGAUGGAAUGAACAAGAAUUUAUUGAUUUUUUUUAUAAAGAAUAUUGUGAAGAAGACCUUGAAGAUAUGGGAUCUUUUCUAGCUGGUUCUAAUAAAGAUAAUACAACUAUUCAAUUUGUAUUUGGAAAUGAUGAAAAAGGAGCACAUUUUAUUGCAAAUAUUUAUAAAAAAAUUUAUAAACAAUAUGAACUUGUUUGGAGUGAAAUUGCAAGAUGUUUAUUAGUUUCAUUAGCUUCAUGGAAAUUAACAUCUAAAGAUAAAAUGUUUCAAAUAAUUACAUUAGAUUUAUUUAAUCUUUUUGAAACAGCAGAAAUAGUUACAUUUCUACAUUUUUAUGCAGAUUAUGAAGAAGAAUUAAAUAUUUGUUUAUGGUGUUCAUUACCAGAACAUAUUCAAUUUUAUUUAAAAGAAAUCACUAAUGGAUGGAAAAAAGACCAAAUUAAUUCUAUGAUUUCUAUGAUCACAUUAAUGUGGUCUUGGAAGUCUGAUGAUGUUGAACAUUUAAAACAUAUUUUAAUUUAA
Molecule: messenger RNA, 1059 nt
Organism: Entamoeba nuttalli P19
Lineage: Eukaryota; Evosea; Mastigamoebida; Endamoebidae
Exons: 2
Coding region: 1-1059 (352 amino acids)
Source: RefSeq, a predicted model, not a curated record